UUUUCCUUCUUCUUCUUCUUGUGCACGUUCUUCUUCUAUAGAACUCGCUGUUGCUUGAGAAGAACCCGAACCCUGAGUCGGGAAUCCGUGGAGGGGGAGAAAGUAGGGGAGAGGAGCAGCGAGGAAGACGACGACGGCGGCAAUGGCGGAUCGAGUAUACCCUUCUGCGAAGCCUAACCCCCAACCGUCCCAGGCCCUCAACGGCGGCGGCGGCGGCGGCGCAGGAGGGGCCCCCUCCUUCCCGCCGACAAAGGGCCAGACGUACAGCGCGACGCUCCCGGCUUACCGUCCCCAGCCGCGGAAGCCGCCACCGCCCCGCCGUCGUAGCCGUCGGGGCUGCUGCUGCUCCUGUUGCCUCUGGCUCACCCUCAUCAUCGUCGCCCUCGUCUUACUCGCCGCCAUCGCCGCCGGCGUCUUCUACGUCAUCUACCGACCCCGCCGCCCCACCUUCGAGGUCGACGGCCUCCGCCUCUCCGCCUUCAACGUCUCGGGCGCCGGCCAGCUCACCUCCCGCCUCGACCUCAACGUCACCGCACGCAACCCCAACGCCAAGAUUGUCUACCUCUACGACGCGGCCUCCAUCUCCGUCUUCUCCGGCGAUGUCGACGUCGGCGACGGGUCCUUCCCCGCCUUCGUCCAGGAAGCGAAGAACACCACCCAUCUCUCCGCCAAGCUAUCAGCCCCCAGCAGCCAGACGCUGGACUCGACGGCGGCGUCGGAUCUGAGGAAGAAGACCAGCCUGCCGCUGGAAAUCGCCGUGGACACCAAGGUGGGUGUAAAGAUCGGGGGUUUGAAGACGAAGAAGAUGGGGAUACAGAUGCGGUGCGAGGGGAUAAACAUCGGCGUGCCGAAGGGGAAAGCUGCGCCGGUGGCGUCCUCCCCGAACGCCGCCUGCAAGGUCAAGCUCCGCAUCAAGAUCUGGAAGUGGACCAUCUCCUAGACCAAAUCACUACUCGCUCGGCAUUACCAUUCCGAUAGCACACGACUGAAAGAAGAAGAAGAAGAAGAAGAAGAAGAAGAAGAUUAGACCAAGGUACGACGUGUAAAAUUAAGGGAAUUAAUCUGGCCAAAUCCGAUAGUUCGACAUCGAUGAAUUGUUGUUGUCAUUUUUCUUGUAAUUGUAUGUGCAAUUUUAUUUUUCA
Molecule: messenger RNA, 1142 nt
Organism: Musa acuminata AAA Group (dessert banana)
Lineage: Eukaryota; Viridiplantae; Streptophyta; Magnoliopsida; Zingiberales; Musaceae
Product: NDR1/HIN1-like protein 13
Exons: 1
Coding region: 143-940 (265 amino acids)
Cellular component (GO): plasma membrane
Source: RefSeq, a predicted model, not a curated record